Prunus persica (peach) is the source of this 2266-nucleotide messenger RNA. Its product is annotated as receptor-like protein 12. Gene Ontology annotation, molecular function: protein binding. Lineage: Eukaryota; Viridiplantae; Streptophyta; Magnoliopsida; Rosales; Rosaceae. Bases 1 to 2133 code for a protein of 710 amino acids. The transcript has a single exon. The record is from RefSeq and is a predicted model, not a curated record.
AUGGCAAAUUUAUCAUUUUUGAUAUUCCUGGCACUUGAGAACUGUGAGCUGUUCGGUGAAUUCCCAGCAAGAACUUUCAAAUUACAAAACCUACGUCAUCUGAAUGUGGAACACAACCAGGGUCUUACUGGUUAUAUGCCUGAACUUAAUCGAAGUAGUCUUCUCAUGUCACUGAGACUUGGGUAUACUAGGAUUUUCGUAAACUUGCGUUCAAUCGCAAAGCUUGAUUUGUUGCAAGAAUUGGAUGCGCCUGCAUGCAAUUUUUCAGAAGGGUUGGUUCCAGUUUCACUAGGUAAUCUUAGGCAGGUCACUUAUCUUGACAUUUCUGCAAACCAAUUUGGAGGUCCAAUUCCUGAUUCGUUGGCAAACCUUACCCAGCUCACUCAUCUUUUGCUUCAAGAAAAUCAGUUCACUGGUCCAAUCCCACCUUGGCUAGGUAACCUUACUAGACUAACUCAUCUAAAUUUUGAUAGAAAUAAAUUAAAUAGUUCCAUUCCCAAGUCACUAUCCAAUCUCAUGAAUCUCCAGCGACUUCAUCUAUAUGAAAAUAGACUCAGCGGUACAGUUGAGUUUCACAUGUUUCUCAAGCUACACAAUCUCAAGGAACUCCUUCUAGGUUAUAAUAAUUUAUACUUGCUCAUUGAAUCGAGAACUAUGAACGUAACUAUUCCACAGUUCAGGAGUCUGGGACUGGGUUCAUGCAACCUAAGAGGGUUCCCAGAUUUCCUGAGAUAUCAAGAAAACUUGCAGUGGUUGGGGCUUCAUGGAAACAAAAUACGUGGCCAAGUACCGAAAUGGAUCUGGAAUGCAAGCACAGAAACUUUGAAGUACAUCGACAUGUCAUCCAACAUGCUAUUCGGAGAACUACCUAUACCUUCGCCAAAUGUCGAAUACUAUCAAAUUUCAAACAACCUCUUAACUGGACAAGUUUCACCAUUGAUUUGCAGUUUGAGGCAACUUCAGUUUCUUGAUUUGUCGAAUAACAGAUUGAGUGGCACGCUUCCGCAGUGUCUUGGGAACUUCAGUAAUGGUCUGCAAGUUUUGAAUCUUGGGAACAACUCUUUUCAUGGCAUUCUUCCUCAAACAUAUACCAUGGCUAGCAGAAGCAAUCUGAGAAUGAUUGAUGUUAGUCAUAACCAAUUGCAAGGGCAACUACCAAGGUCAUUGGCGAAUUGUGUGAUGCUUGAGUUUAUGGUGCUGUCAAGAAAUAAAUUCAAUGACGUUUUCCCCUUGUGGCUUGGGACUCUCCCAAGGUUAAAAAUUUUAGCCAUGGACCAUAAUGAGUUCUAUGAUGUGAUAGGCAAGCCCCAGAAGAAUCAUCAUUUCCUCGAGUUGCACUUUCUUGAUCUGUCUUACAAUAAUUUCACAGGUGAGUUUCCACUUGAAUACAUUUUCUCUGGGAAUGGCAUGAGAAUCAGUCUAAACCAGCCCAAAUAUAUGAAGGCAGUCAUAUUUGUUUACAUUUAUUACGGUUCUAUAACUUCUAUAAUAGAUCCGUACUCAAGUACAAUAACAAAUAAAGGUGUGGAGAGAUACUUUCCAAAGAUUCGAGAAGACUUUACGGCCAUUCAUCUCUCAAGCAACAAAUUUGAAGGAAGGAUUCCUGAAUUUAUUGGGAACCUAAAAGGGCUUCGCUCACUCAAUAUGUCCAACAACAUUCUCACUGGUUCCAUCCCAUUAUCAUUGGGGAGCUUAACACAGCUUGAAUCAUUAGACCUCUCACACAACCAUCUCUCAGGAGAAAUCCCUCAACAACUAGGGCAGCUUACCUUCCUUGGAAAAUUUAAUGUCUCUCACAACAAUCUUACAGGUCCUAUACCACAAGGAAGGCAACUUACUACAUUCGAUAGCACUUCAUAUGAGGGAAACCCUGGAUUGUGUGGAGGUCCAUUGCAAAACAAAUACGGAGUUGCUAAGACCCCUCAACAGCCGCCUUCAAGCGUGGAACAAAAUGAUUCAGGCUCAGCUGGAGCAUUUGAAUUUGAUUGGAAAUUUGUUUUGGCGGGAUUGGGAAGCGGGUUGGUCGUUGGAGUGGUUCUUGCGGACGUUGCAAUCACAAGGAGGAAGGAGUUGUUUGUUAAGAUUGUUGGAAUGAUCAGACUGAUGAUAACCAAAGGGGAGAGCUGGGAAUGAAUAAAUUGAGUUUACAAAUUAGGCUUUGCAUCUGCUGUUGUUCUCUGUUUUCUCUGUGUUCUGUGCUUUUUUCCUUCUCCUUCUACCCUUUGUAGAGUCUGUAGUGCAGUCUGCAUUUCUGUUGAUGUUGGUC